AUGUCUGAACCAGCAAAGAACUCGCCCAUCAUCAUCGUCGGUGCAGGAACCUGGGGCAUCAGCACCGCCCUCCAUCUCGCCCGCAGAGGAUAUACGGCUAUCAAAGUGCUCGAUCCUUACCCGGUCCCCUCGCCCAUCUCUGCCGGGAACGAUGUGAACAAGAUCCUCGAGCUUGCCGACAGCCCGGAGACAAACUACGUCUCUACCACCCUCGCAAAGGCGGCGGUCAGCGGGUGGAACGAUCCAGUCUUCCAGCCUUACUUCCAUGAGACUGGUGCCAUCAUCGCAGCCACCUCGGUGGGUGCAAGGGAGUAUAUUACGUCCGGCGGCGGCAUGACGGCUGCUAAUGGCUGGAUACCACUGUCGACGGCACAGGAGUUCCGUGACACGAUGCCCGAGGGUGUGUUGACGGGGGACUUCCCUGGCUGGAAAGGCUGGUGGAAGAAAGACGGAGCCGGCUGGGUGGCAGCUCGCAAGAGCAUGGAGAGUGCUGCGAGAGAGGCGGCCAGGUUGGGAGUUACGUUCAUUUCUGGACUCGCGGGGAGAGUCACUGAGCUUGUCUACGCGGAGGACGAGGAUGGGGCCGUAAGGGGGGUUCGCACUGCGGAUGGCCAUGUCCAUAUGGGUGUAAAGACCAUUCUAUGCGCCGGGGCUGCGGCGGAGAGUCUGCUGGACAUGAAAGAUCAAUUGAGACCCACGGCAUGGACGCUGGCACAUAUCAAGAUGACGCCGGAGGAGGUGAAGCUCUACAAAGACCUACCAGUUUUGUUCAAUGUCGAGCGAGGGUUCUUCAUGGAGCCAGACGAAGAUAAGCACGAACUGAAGAUAUGUGAUGAGCAUCCUGGAUACUGCAAUUGGGUCAUGGAGGGAGGGAAACUCAGGAGCAAGCCGUUCGCAAAGGAGCAGAUUCCCAUAGAGUCUGAGCGGCGAGUGCGUCAGUUCCUCAGGGAGACGAUGCCAUACCUGGCUAACAGGCCGUUUAGUUUCGCCCGGAUAUGCUGGUGCGCCGAUACUCCAGACCGCAAGUUUCUCAUCGGCACACAUCCAGAGCAUAAAGACCUGGUGCUGGGUGUGGGCGGUUCAGGUCAUGGAUUUGCCCAUAUUCCAUCCGUUGGCUCGUUCAUCGCAGAUGCAAUGGAGAUGAAGCUGGAUCCGAAGCUGGCGGAGGCAUUCAGAUGGCGACCGGCGACAGCGGUUGGACGGGACUGGGGGGCAUUGCAGGACCGCUAUGGGCCUGAUGGGAGUAACCGUGUGAUGAACUUCCAGGAUAUCAAUGAGGACGGGUGGACGACUAUCGGAUUAGAUCAGACGAGGGUCUAG
Molecule: messenger RNA, 1320 nt
Organism: Arthroderma uncinatum
Lineage: Eukaryota; Fungi; Ascomycota; Eurotiomycetes; Onygenales; Arthrodermataceae
Product: fructosyl amine:oxygen oxidoreductase
Exons: 2
Coding region: 1-1320 (439 amino acids)
Molecular function (GO): saccharopine oxidase activity; sarcosine oxidase activity; flavin adenine dinucleotide binding
Source: RefSeq, a predicted model, not a curated record